Messenger RNA from Rhincodon typus (whale shark), 780 nucleotides. Its product is annotated as NUAK family SNF1-like kinase 2. The transcript has 2 exons. Gene Ontology annotation, molecular function: ATP binding; protein kinase activity. The record is from RefSeq and is a predicted model, not a curated record. NCBI's taxonomy places the organism in Eukaryota, Metazoa, Chordata, Chondrichthyes, Orectolobiformes, Rhincodontidae. Gene Ontology annotation, biological process: protein phosphorylation. The annotation marks the transcript as partial.
GGGCGGGGUUAGGCUAAUGAGGGAUCUGCUGAAGGUUCCACACGCGACUGGGAUCUGGAGAUUGUUGUAAUAGUGUUAGAGAGUGUGUAACAUGGAGAGGGAUACAGUGUAUCAGAAACAGGGUACAAUGUAACAGAGAGGGAUAUAGUCUAACUGAGUGGAUAUGUUGUAGCAGAUAUUGGUUACAGUGUAAUUCUACUUCAGUAAGGAGAAAAUAGUCAUUGUAAAUAUGGGUGACUUUAUUUACCAGGAACUUUGAUCUUGUGAAAUUGCAGUUUCUUUCUUUCUUUCUUUCUUUCUUUCUCUCCCACACACCCUCUCACUCCUAUUUCAGCCUUCCCGGUACUUUUCAGCCUUCAUUCGCAUCCUGUUGCUUCUCUCUCUCUCUCUCUCUGAUGGAUCCAGCGUCUCCGUGUCUGAGCCGGGGCUCGGUUCCAGGCGCUGCCUGCCCGCUGUCUGCGGGUGGCGGUAGGGAUCAGGGAUCCUCUCCGCUGGCCUCCCGCUGCUGCUCUUCCUCGCAGCCUCCGGAGCUGAAACGCCAAGCGGUGAAGAGGCACCACCACAAACACAACCUGAGACACCGCUACGAGUUCCGGGAAACCCUGGGGAAAGGCACUUACGGCAAAGUGAAGAAAGCAGUCGACAGAUCCGGCCGAGUGGUGGCCAUUAAGUCGAUUCGCAAAGACAAAAUCAAAGAUGAGCAGGAUCUUGUCCAUAUCCGACGAGAGAUUGAGAUCAUGUCAUCGCUCAACCACCCACACAUCAUCAAUAUAUACGAAG